Messenger RNA from Diaporthe amygdali, 372 nucleotides. RefSeq lists its product as uncharacterized. Lineage: Eukaryota; Fungi; Ascomycota; Sordariomycetes; Diaporthales; Diaporthaceae. Bases 1 to 372 code for a protein of 123 amino acids. The transcript is spliced from 2 exons. The record is from RefSeq and is a predicted model, not a curated record.
AUGGCCGUGUUGAAGAAUUCAGUGACGGUGUUCGCGCACAUCAUCGGCGCCCUCCUCAUCUCCACCGGAAUCUGGGGCAUACGGGACGCCUCAGCAAUUGCGCCUCACUUCGGCAUCCCGGACGCGACGAACGAGAUGCUCUUCAUGUGGCCCGCGGCCGCGGGCCGCAACAUCGCCGCUGGCCUUGCCGUCCUGAUACUCUCCUUUGACGGGCAGAGGAGGGCGCUGGGGAUCCUCAUCAUGUGCUGGAGCCUUGUUGGUUUUGCUGAUAUCAGCAUCCUGGUUUCUUACUCUGGGUCGGAGAACAAGGCGUUCACUUUCGGCCUUGUCUUCUGGCUUUUCCUGACGGGGCUUGGACUGGUGUACACUUGA